Molecule: messenger RNA, 726 nt
Organism: Besnoitia besnoiti
Lineage: Eukaryota; Apicomplexa; Conoidasida; Eucoccidiorida; Sarcocystidae
Product: MSP (Major sperm protein) domain-containing protein
Exons: 1
Coding region: 1-726 (241 amino acids)
Biological process (GO): endoplasmic reticulum membrane organization
Cellular component (GO): plasma membrane; endoplasmic reticulum membrane
Source: RefSeq, a predicted model, not a curated record
AUGGCGGGACCGUUGCUUCGAAUCACCCCCGAGAAGGUGAUAGAGUUUCCUGUGGUUCUCUUCAGUUCGUCCACUGUCGAGUUGCAUCUGGAAAACACUUCCGACACGUUUGUCGCUUUCAAAAUCAAGACGACGGCUCCCAAGAGUUACCUCGUGCGGCCGUCGACCGGUGUCAUUCCGCGUGGCGGCAAAGAAGUCGUUCACAUCGUCCUGCAGCCGCUCUCCGAAGAGCCGACGCGUCCGUGCAGCGACCGCUUCCUCAUUCAGUCCACAGCUGUGACCUCCGACGCGCCGCUGGCGCGCGACUACUGGCAAACACUCGACAGAGAUCAGAUCGAAGACACUCGGCUGUCUGUCGUCUACCGCACCAGCGGGUCCGGCGGCGACCACGUGGGCGGCGCGGGCAUGGGCUCCGCCGACGGCGCAGGCCCCACUGGUCGCAGUGGCGGCUAUGGCGCCGCCAGCGGCAGCCAGGGAGGCAACUACUCUGCAGAUCUGAAGAGUCGCUACGACCAGCUGGUCGAGUAUGCGUUGGCCUUGGAGCGCCAUAAAGACGAACUCGUCAAGGAAAACGAAGCUCUCAAGGCGCAGAUUGGCCGCAAAGGCGCCGCGCAAAAGAGCGGCGGCAUGGGCAUGUUUGAGCUGUGGCACAUUCCCGUCUACAUUUUCAUUGGCGUUGUAAUCUGGUACUUCUUCGGAAGAACUGCUGCGACGGUCGCCAACUAA